Molecule: messenger RNA, 1388 nt
Organism: Trametes versicolor FP-101664 SS1
Lineage: Eukaryota; Fungi; Basidiomycota; Agaricomycetes; Polyporales; Polyporaceae
Exons: 7
Coding region: 71-1111 (346 amino acids)
Molecular function (GO): protein binding
Source: RefSeq, a predicted model, not a curated record
CCGCUGUCCUUGGCUGUCCUCAUCAAUCGCGUCUUUGUGUUCUUCGAGCUCCGGGAAUAUCAUACACACCAUGUCAACGAUGAUCAACGGACACAGCGGACCAAGCAACGGCGUGGCAGCAUCGGGCGCGGAGGAUGGGUACACGAAUCAUACCAGCCCCUCUACGAGCGCAAGCGUCCCUGCCACCAACGGAUAUGCUCAACCACCGUCUAUCUAUCAGAUGCACAAUGAAGACAUUGUGAACCACCUAUACCAGUCUGGAUUCCAGACCGGAAAUUACGCCGAUACACUACUACAUGUCCGCGGGACUAUAUACCGACUACACGCACUCAUCUUGUCCCGGUCUCCAUACCUUGCGCACUUGAUGUCCACGUCUCCACAAACGGGUGGUCAACACAUAAUCUACGUUAAUCUUGAACAAGAACCGGAGGUCACUGAUGAGGGCUUUCAUCAUGCUUUGGCUUAUCUGUACUCCGGUGUAUCCCUUGCUAAUAUCCGUCCCGAAAACGCGCGGGGCGUUCUUGCCGCGGGCUGCCUCCUCGGACGCAUGGAAGAACUAUGCAGUUAUGCAUACGAAAUCUGCCAACAAUCGAUCAGCCUCGAGACUCUGCCGUCCUGGCUGGACUUUGUCGACACCGUACCCGCCUCGUCAGACGGGUCAUCCACGCCGACCGUUGAUCAACCUCCACACCUGCGUACAGCAAUCUUUGGGCCGUACGCGCACCGCUUGCGCGAGGACAUAUUCAACUUCCUCGUUGUAACGCUACCAAACCUAGUCAACUAUGGCGGACAGGCGACUCCUACGACGCCAUUGCCCGAGGGUGCCAGUCAACACGCCGACGCGGGUCGCGAGACCCUUAUCCAGGUGUAUUCGCGCGUGCCGUUUGAUCUGUUCAAGGCGGCAGUCGAGUCGCCAACAUUCCAGCUAGGAUCCGUGCACUCGCGCUUCAAGUUCGCAAAAGAUGCCAUCGAGCUGCGCAAGCAGGGCAUUUCUCGUGGCACAGGCGCGGAGGAAACCGUCGUGCUCGCGUUUGGCGGGAACAGCUCAUCAGGCGGUGUGCUCGUCACGCGCAAAUUGCGCCGACGACAGCUGUGGAAGGUGAACUCGUGAGCGCCUGCGGCGCUCGGAUGGAGGAGGGAGAGGGGAGAGGAGGAGCCGCUUCCCUAUGUUGUAUCGCGCGUCUGCUGCUGUGUUUGUGCUCGUCGUGUGUCUGUCUUGCAUUGUCGUCGCAGUCAUCGUGCCCCCCAUUGUUGUGUCCAUAGGAUGGUGAAACUACGCGUAUUAUAUCGGUCUGUACACGGCGUCGGACUCGGACCUCUAUUGCUUUGGCUGUGGCCGCGUGUAGUUCAGCUCGUAGUCUUAUAAAAAUGUGUACAUGGACGCCUCG